Molecule: messenger RNA, 774 nt
Organism: Lodderomyces elongisporus
Lineage: Eukaryota; Fungi; Ascomycota; Pichiomycetes; Serinales; Debaryomycetaceae
Gene: ISA2
Product: Isa2p
Exons: 1
Coding region: 1-774 (257 amino acids)
Biological process (GO): iron-sulfur cluster assembly
Cellular component (GO): mitochondrion
Molecular function (GO): 2 iron, 2 sulfur cluster binding; 4 iron, 4 sulfur cluster binding; iron ion binding
Source: RefSeq, a predicted model, not a curated record
AUGAUAAUUGCAAGGCAGCUUUUAACCAAGUCAUCAACAUCGCAGCAGCGUGUUGUAUCUGCUAUCAGAUCUUACAAGUGCUCACAAAGUGCAGUGCUGCUACAUAAAAGGUUCAAUGCUACUGCAACCACCAAUAAUAAUACAAUUAAAUCGCAACCGAAAACUUUGAAACCAUCAGCAUUUGCAUUUCCAUCAGAACCUAAAGUGGCAAACUCAAAUUCAAAUGCAAGUGCAAAUACAAGUGCAAACACGAGCACCAUUGCACCAAAGACCACAGAAUCACAAGCUCGCCCGAAUCAAAACGAAGAAACAAUUCGAGAAGAUAUCGAUGAUUUCAGAGCCACAAAACUAGUGCAUGGCGAAACGAAUAAAGUGAUUGCCAUUACAGAACGAGCAUUACUCAAAUUAAACGAUAUAAGGACAUCCAAUCCCAAAGAUUCUGCAUUACAGAUCCAAGUAGAGAGUGGCGGAUGUCAUGGCUUCCAAUACAACUUACACUUGAUCGAUUUAGAGCAGUUUUUGAAAGAAACAGAAGAUCCCGAAGAUGUGUUUGUAUUUGCGCGAGAGGAGGGUAACUUGAAGGGAAGACUUGUAUUGGACGAUUCUAGUUUGACGAUUUUGCAGGACUCAAAAGUUGACUAUACAAAGGAGUUGAUUGGAAGUCAAUUUAAAGUCGUUGAUAGUCCCUACACCAGCACGUCUUGUGGAUGUGGUGCUUCUUUUGAUUUCGAUUUUGAAAAAUUGGAAAAAAAGCAAAGCGAAGAAGGAAAGUAA